Anthonomus grandis grandis is the source of this 1962-nucleotide messenger RNA. Its product is annotated as E3 SUMO-protein ligase ZBED1-like. The transcript has a single exon. The record is from RefSeq and is a predicted model, not a curated record. Gene Ontology annotation, molecular function: DNA binding; protein dimerization activity. Lineage: Eukaryota; Metazoa; Arthropoda; Insecta; Coleoptera; Curculionidae. The coding region runs from base 22 to 1962 and encodes 646 amino acids.
GUUAGUGGAUUGAAGAAGAAAAUGUCGCCUCCUAAACGUCAAAAAACUAGUGAUAUUUGGAACUUUUUUACACCUGAUGUUGAUCACUAUGCCAAGUGCAAUAUAUGUAAGAAAAUAAUCUCUUACAAACCAACAAAUUCUAACAUGAGGAAGCACAUAAAAACUAAUCAUCCUCCUGUUGCUAACCUGACUAGUCAAACUAAUUACUCCUCCAACAAAACUGUAGAUGCCAAUGGACAUAACAGCGCAAUUAAUGAGCCUUCAAUUCCUUCUACUUCCACUUCCAAUGAUAACCUUAUUACUUGCGUAGACGUAGAAGUUCAAGCUCGUCAGCCGUCAAUUUCGAAGCCAAAACAACAAAAAAUUUCAUCAUUUAUACCAAGGAAAUUGGGAGUCUCGGCCAAUAAAAUAAUAACAGAUAAAUUAUUAAAAAUGUUUACUCAAGACUAUCAACCUUUUAGCAUGGUACAAGAUAGAGGGUUUAAUGAUUUUGUUAAGACUUUGAACCCUUCUUACGACAUUCCUAACAGGUAUACAAUUUCAAAAUCAUUAAUUCCAGCGAGAUACGAAGAAGUUCUUUUAAAAUGUAGAUCUUUGUUAGCAAACGCAAGAAAAGGCUGUAUCACCACAGAUUGUUGGACAUCUAUAAACACGGAGAGCUUUAUAGGUGUUACUGCUCAUUUUAUCGACGAACAUUUUAAAAUUAAGUCUAUAUUACUUGCAUGUCAAUUAUUAUCUGAUCGACAUACAAGCCUAAAUUUAGCAGAGACUUUAAGAGAAAUCGCCAUAGAUUGGAAUAUUCAGAACAAAAUUAUUCUAGCAGUUUCUGAUAACGCAGCCAACAUUAAAAGUGCCAUCACAAAGGAACUUGGCUGGAAAUUUUUUGGGUGCUUUGCACACUCAUUAAAUUUAGUGGUGACAGAUGGAUUAAAUGUUAACUCCGAAAUAAUUUCAUUAAUUUCAAAAAUAAAAGUCAUUGUGGGUCACUUUAAAAGAAGUGCUCUUUCGAAUGAAAAACUAAGAGCACUUCAGAAAAAAUCCGGAAAAGAACCAUUGAAGCUUAUCCAAGAUGUUGCUACAAGGUGGAAUUCCACUUUUUAUAUGUUAAAGAGGUUUGUUGAGUUGGAAGAAUAUAUUAGAAGUACUAUCGCAGUGAUAGAUAAAGAUCUACCAAUCUUAACACAAGAAGAGUGGAAGAUAUGUCAUCAGUUAUGUAAAGUAUUGAAGCCAUUUGAAGAAGUCACAAAAACUAUUAGUGGAGAAAAAUAUGCAACCUGCUCUUUAGUAAUACCUUUAAGUAAUGGUCUAAAAGCAGUAUGCCAGAAUUUCAUAAAUAGAGAAUUAAAUGAAAAUGUAAAAGUAGUUGUUGAGAAAUUAAACUCAAGUCUCAUAGAAAGAUUUAAAAACGUUGAGCAUAGUAAUACACUUGCAUUGUGUACAUUUUUAGAUCCAAGAUUUAAAAUGAUACCAUUUUCUGAAGAGUUUCUAAAAGUUAAUUUGAAAAAAAGAGUAAUAGGAAUGGUGACAUCAAUACUUUUAGGAAGGCAAUCAGCUAAAGAAACUGCGACCACCGCUGAGAAGGAAACAGAACUAAAUGUAAAUAUUAGUGAAUCUGAUUCUGAUGAAGAACUGUCCAUAUGGGGAGCUUUUCAAAAAACUGUUUUCUCUAAUGCACAACCUAAAUCAACAGCGAAUUCUCAAGCAAUAGUUGAAGUGCAAAGGUACUUAGAAUGUGAUUUAGUGCCGCGAUCGAAAAAUCCGUGUGAAUGGUGGAGUGAAAAUAGAUAUUACUAUCCACUCUUAAGUGAAAUUUUUCAAGAUACAUUUUGUGCCAUCGCUACUUCAGUUCCUUGCGAAAGGCUUUUCUCCAAGGCUGGACAAAUAAUUACGGAACGCCGAAACCGCAUUAAUUCAAAUAAGGCAAGCAUGCUAAUCUUUUUAAAUUGCAAUGAAGAUCUCUAA